AUGCCACCAGUAGUUACAUCACCAACAAGUACAUUUCCAGGAGAUCCACCAUCGGUCCACCAAGUCAUACCUGCAACAUCUCCAUCUGAACUACCAACACCUGUCAUCUCUCCCUCAUUAACACCUUCCAGAAGCUUCAAAGGGAAAAACGGUGGAGAACCUGUUUCUGCGCCUUUGUACAAAACACCGAAGUCACCACCAACUUUAGUUCAUUCCCCUGCUCAAGAUCCUUCUCCUUCUGAACAUAAAGCAAGGCCAUCACAUCAUGCUCCUGAGCCACUUAUUUCACCUCCUAAAUCUCCUUUCAACAAAGAAGAUCAUUCUCCUGCAUCUUCACCUUCUACUGCAUUUUAUAAGCAUCAGCGUACACGGAAUACGAUAACCAGCCCAACUCCUGCAUCAUCAUAUUUUGUUUCUCCUCCCACUUCAAAACACCAAAACCAAAGCCAUAACCACCCUAAUUCUCAGCAUCAACAAGAGAUUAUGGUGAACUAG
Lathyrus oleraceus (garden pea) is the source of this 495-nucleotide messenger RNA. Its product is annotated as proline-rich extensin-like protein EPR1. NCBI's taxonomy places the organism in Eukaryota, Viridiplantae, Streptophyta, Magnoliopsida, Fabales, Fabaceae. The transcript has a single exon. The record is from RefSeq and is a predicted model, not a curated record. The coding region runs from base 1 to 495 and encodes 164 amino acids.